AUGAUCACCCUGGAAACAAGGAAUGUCAUUCAGCUGGGAGCCGGGAUGUUCUUUGUCUUUUUCGCCUUCACAACGCAGGUUUUUGAACCUUUUUUCUAGAUUCUUCAUAAAAAGUUCUGCAGGGGUUCAUAGUUCAAACAGUACUGGAGAAUCGGCACAAAGAAGACCCGAGCAUUCCUAAAGAAGCUGGAUAUUAUAGGUAAUUUCCGAACUGUAAAUCGAAAAUGCUCUCUGUGGUAAAUGCUCUUGGAAACAUUAUGAGCCGCAAAAGUUGCUCAUUUCCUAACUGAAACUGAAGGAAAGCUUCUCUGUCGUAGUGCUGAGUUUUCUGAGUUUUCUGAGUUUCCUCUGAAAACUUGAAGUAGCUUUGAUGAAUAAAGUAUAAAAUUUUAUUUUCAGUCAAACUAUCAUCUAUGGAACUUUCAUUUUUUCUUGCAUCAUUUCUCCAGUUGUUGUGGCCUAUUUGACUCCGAAAUGGAGUUUAGUGUUGGGAAGUUCAGGUUCUCAUGGAGUGGAUUCGAGAACAAAUCAACAACUUUACAGGUUACACAAUCUACAUGGCGGGGUUCACAUUUCUAAAUCCGUAUUUUCUGUUCAUCUCAGCUGCGUGGGAAGGAUUGUGGGCCGGAGGUUCGACUGGCGACCUUUGUUACACCUGAAUGUUUACAGCACUGUGGACCGGCAUGGGCCAAUAUCUGGCCAUCAAUUCAACCGAAAAAACGCUGGCGCGCAACAGCGGGCUCGUCUGGCUUAUCUACUCCUCUAGGUUUGAGAGAAAUGAAAAAUGGGAGCCCGGAAUUGAGGGAAAAUUGAACAUGUUGAAAUGAUUCGUCAACUUGAAAAAUGACACCAAUGCUUCUGUCUACUCGCUGUUUCAAGUUCAUUUAUAACGUUUGAAUCCUUGAAGCUUCCUUAUGCGCUAAAGAUGGCCUUCAUUUUUCAUUUUUGUAUGAAAUUUUUUCAAAUUCACACAAAUUUAAUAAUCAGUUAAAAAGUCUUAGUCGCAGUCUUAGGGAGUCCUAUGUUUGAGGGCAAUACAAACUUUGAAGAUCAAUAAUUACUAAAUCUUGAAAAGCUGCAAAUUCUACCAAAGUUCGCUAGAUCUCAGAUCAUCUAAUUUAUAUUUUGAGCGGUAGAGGGCAAGCAAUUGUCGUCUUAAAAAAUCAUCCAUCUCCACGGAGCACAUGUCUAGUGGCUUGAAAAUCUCUCAGUAAAAAAUGGUAAAUGAGUCACAAAAGAGCAGAGCAUGUGUUCGCCAGAUCAUUACUUCAAGUCCCGCGAAUUUUUGAUCUUUAGUCAUUGAUAAAUUGCAAUAAACAUCCUUUAAAAUUCGCAGAAAUCAGAUUUGAAGCCUCUGAAAACAUAUCAACUAGAAUUCGAAAAUUUCUUGUAUAAAGCGUUUUUUUCUUCCAACUUUAAAACAUGAUACGAGCGCUACAUCAGAACUCCUCUGAGAUGGUUUUAAUCUAUAAAAACGUUGAUUGACAGUUUUCUGGUGGGCGGCGUGUUUCUUCUGGUCAUGUUCAAAAACUACAACACCGACACUAUUGACAUGGAGAUGACAAGAAUUCUUUACGGAACUUUUGCCGGCGUUUCUUUGGCAGGAAAUGUCCGUCUAGGACUAUGAAGACACAAGGAAAAUCAACUUUUUUUCAGAUUUGCUUUGCUUUGCUACCAAACAUGAAAAAAGAAAAGGAAGAAAGCAUUUCGGUGUAUUGGAACGAGUUCAGUGAGAUUUUUCCAUUCUUGAUGAAUUAUCAUAUGAAUUAGUUUAUGAGAAUGAAUGCCUUGGAAUUAAAAUAAUUAAUGGUCAGCUACGCGAAGAAGUUGGCUACUAAUUACUGCAAAACCAAGAUGGAGAAUCAAAACUUUUCCCACAAAGAUUUUUCUAAUGCCGAAAACAAAUUUGAUAACUUUUCUAGGGCAGGAGUGAUUGAUGUUCAACAUUAUUCAGACUUCACAUAUUCAUUUUUAACGUCAAAAAAAGGAAAAAAAUAUAAAUAUUAAUUAUAAAGUAAGAUUUGCUGAAAUAACAGAGGAUCUUUUUACCAAAACUCAACCAACUAUUGAAAAUUACGCAAUGUAAAAAAAAUUUACACAAAAAAAUUUUCAGGAGAGGCAAUUUUUCUCUUGAUUGAGCCUCAAACAAUUUUGUUAAUUGCAACGUUUGCUUAUUCUGGGAUCGAGUUAUCAUAUUGGUCCGGUGUCUACUCAAAUUCCCUUUCUAACACUAAAACGUAAGCUUUGUGGAAAUGAGAUGAUUGGAAACUGAGGUUAGAUGUUAAGUUUUCCGGUGAACACGAAUAUUUUAAUGGCGCUCAAUCAAAUGGCCGUGGGAUGCGGAGAGAUCGCCGGUUUUUUUGUGAAAAUAUCUCAACAUCCAUUUAAAUUAUUUAGGUGGAUUAUCAAUUGGAGUUCUGGGAUCGAUGAAAAAUUCAACGCGUCGUUUUUGGAUAAUAUACGUCGGAGCUACUGGUUGUAUUAUUGCCUACUUCAUCUCUUUCAUGAUGCUGCCUGGGAAAUCAUCGUUUGAAGAAACUGAUGAACUAUCAUACAUAUUCCCGAAGUAAGAAUCCGAGUUCAAUCAAACAAAAGUAAAACCAUUGUUUUAGUGAGUACUUGGCCCUUUUUGGAGGCUUUCUGCUGGGACUCGGGGAUUGCUGUCUGAACACUCAAAUAUAUUCCAUCGUUCCAGCCUUGUUUCCAAACAAAACUACACAAGCUUUUGCCGUCCACAAGUUCUUCCAUGUUAACCAAACGGAAAGUCCUAUCUUCAUUUCAAAAUAUUCAGGCAACACUUUCGACGAUCUGCAUGUUCUACGGAAGCGUGCUGGUGCUUCCCUGGCAACUGCUCAUCCUCCUCAUCUUCUGCCUUUUAAGUUGCGCCACCUUCACUGUUGCCGAAAUCAAGUAUUCCCCCAAAAACCAAAAACUGAAAUCGGAUACAGAAACAGAAAAAUCUCAUCUUUGA
Messenger RNA from Caenorhabditis auriculariae, 2971 nucleotides. Lineage: Eukaryota; Metazoa; Nematoda; Chromadorea; Rhabditida; Rhabditidae. The record is from the annotation of a GenBank genome assembly.